Molecule: messenger RNA, 1503 nt
Organism: Musa acuminata subsp. malaccensis (wild Malaysian banana)
Lineage: Eukaryota; Viridiplantae; Streptophyta; Magnoliopsida; Zingiberales; Musaceae
Source: RefSeq, a predicted model, not a curated record
CAACGUCCCUCUGCCUCUUCUAUCUCUCGUAGGAGGCCGAGAGGACAAGUUCUGGUCCGGUCUGGUACUGCAUCGAAGAAAACAAGAUCAUAGACGAGGAGGGAAAAAGAAGAAGGGAGGUUGUGUGAUGGAGUCGAGGCCGAGGUUGUUCUUCUUCUCCCUCGUCUUCUUGGCCUCCGCUGCCUUCGCCAAUGCCCAUAUCGCCGACUUCGAUGAGUACUGGCAGAAGAAGGCCGAGGUAGCGCAAUCCAAGGCUCGCAAUUCCUACAACCCCGACCCUGAGUCUGUGACUCGACAUUUCAACGAGGCAGUGUAUGAGUACGUUUCCUCUCCCUUGGAUGCGCAGACAAACGUGACAAGGAGGGGCCUGCGCGGCCAAAAGAGAUCCCAUGGCCCGUGCCUGGCGACGAACCCGAUCGACAGGUGCUGGAGAUGCAACGAGAACUGGAUCCACCACCGCAAGCAGCUGGCCACGUGCGCCAAGGGCUUCGGCCGCCACACCAUCGGCGGGAAGAACGGGAAGUUCUACGUCGUCACCGAUGCGUCCGACGACGACCUCGUCAACCCUAAGAAGGGCACCCUCCGCUACGGUGUGAUCCAAGACCGGCCGCUCUGGAUCGUGUUCGCCCACGACAUGGUCAUCCGCCUCACCGAGGAGCUGAUCGUCAACAGCUACAAGACGAUCGAUGGCCGGGGAGCCAACGUCCAGAUCAUGGGCGGCGCCGGCGUCACUAUCCAGUACGUGCACAAUGUCAUCGUCCACAACCUCCACAUCCAAGACAUCAAGGCCGGCAACGGCGGCAUGAUCAGGGACUCCGAGCACCACUACGGCCUCCGAACCAGGAGCGACGGUGAUGGCAUAUCCAUCUACGGUUCGAGCAACAUCUGGAUCGACCAUGUCUCGAUGUCCAACUGCAUGGAUGGGCUUAUUGACGCCAUCGAAGGUUCCACAGCCAUCACCAUCUCCAAUAGCCACUUCACCCGACACAACGAAGCAAUGCUGUUUGGUGCUAGCGAUGCCUACUCGCCAGAUGCAAUUAUGCAGAUUACAGUUGCUUUCAAUCACUUUGGAAAAGGCCUUGUACAGAGGAUGCCAAGAUGCCGAUGGGGUUUCGUCCACGUUGUGAACAAUGACUACACCCACUGGGAGAUGUAUGCCGUCGGCGGCAGCCAGCAUCCCACCAUCAUCAGCCAAGGGAACCGCUACAUUGCUCCAUCGAACCCCUUUGCCAAGGAGGUGACGAAGAGGGACUACGCGACAGAGUCAGUUUGGAAGCAGUGGACAUGGAGAUCUGAAGGUGACCUGAUGCUGAAUGGAGCCUUCUUUGUGAAGUCAGGAGGAGGUGGGGGAUUGCAGAAGUACGACAAGACGGAUAUCAUCAAGGCCAAGCCGGGGAGUUUCGUGACGAGACUUACGCGCUACUCUGGGGCUCUCGACUGCUUCCCCCAACGCCCAUGUUGAGGUUUUAGAAACCUGUUCUAGGAAGAGAGAGAGAGGGAGAG